Drosophila gunungcola (fruit fly) is the source of this 1966-nucleotide messenger RNA. RefSeq names its product pickpocket protein 28. Bases 281 to 1966 code for a protein of 561 amino acids. Gene Ontology annotation, biological process: sodium ion transmembrane transport. Gene Ontology annotation, molecular function: ligand-gated sodium channel activity. The transcript is spliced from 5 exons. Gene Ontology annotation, cellular component: membrane. The record is from RefSeq and is a predicted model, not a curated record. NCBI's taxonomy places the organism in Eukaryota, Metazoa, Arthropoda, Insecta, Diptera, Drosophilidae.
UUAAACUACUACUAAAAUCAAAUAAGAAGUUCAAAUAAAUAUUUAAAAUAACCACUAAAAAGAAUCAAUUACCUAAACUUAAAUUACCCUAACUUAACUCUAUGUGAACGUUCAUUCAAUUUAAAUGCAAAGCUCAAAAACCACAACAAUUCAGAUGGAAAUUGUCUAAGCAGUGAAGUAGGUGACAUUAAACAAACAAAUUAUUUAAUUUGCAAAUUGGAAAUGGCUUUGGAUAAACAUAAGUAGUUCUGGUUGGAAUUUAGUGCGGUUUCAGCCGAAGAUGCGAGUGCCACGUAAACGCCGACACGCUCUGUUUUGGAGCCAACAAAAUCGACCGAAGCCGCAGCCAACAAAUCACUGCAUUUCGCUGGCCACUUGGAGGCGAAUCCUGUCCAGAAACACGGAUGAGUUCUGUCGCAGUACCACAAUUCAUGGAUUGAAGUAUAUCAACAACAGCAAACUGCGGAACAUUGAUAGGCUGUUUUUCGGCAUAGCCCUGUUGGCGGUGCUCUCCUUCGCCAUUUACCUGAUACAGGACGCCUUCGAUAAGUGGAACACCACGCCGGUGAUAGUGGGCAUCGAUCCAGAGCUAACUUCCAUUACCAACGAGCCCUUUCCGGCGGUCACCAUCUGCAAUUUAAACCAGGCUCUGGCCAAAAGGGUCCAACUCUUGGCCAACGAUUCCGCGGAGCUUGCAAUGCUGCAGUUGCUCUGUCGUCGCAAGGUGGAUGUCGAAAUGGUCAACGGAAAUGCUUGCAACUGGGAGGAGUUUAUAAUCAAUAUUUCACAGCCCUGCAAGUCAAUGGUGAUUAACUGCCGAUUUGGCGCCGAUGAUUACGAAUGUGGGCGUUUGUUCCACCCAAUUGUGACCGAUGAAGGUCUAUGUUGUGUUUUUAAUAUGCUGCAUCCAAGGUUUAUGUACCGAAAAAGCGUUCCCUAUUCGCAUCGCAACAUUAGCCUGCCCGCGGGCUUCCAAUCGGUCAACUGGCACGCGGAAUCGGGCUAUCGCAAGCGGGGCUCCCAGCAGCAGGAUGCGGACAGUCCGCUGCACCCACGACGAGCCCAGGGCACUGGCGAAUCGCUGGGGCUGUCGCUCACGCUGGACGUGCAGGCGGAUGCCUACUACUGCUCCUCGUCCAGCAGCGUUGGCUUCAAGGUCGCCCUGCACAGUCCCAAUGAGUCGCCCAAUGUGCGCGAGACCGGCGUGCUGUUGGCGCCCGGAAUGGAGACCAAACUGCGCAUAGAUCCGGCCAAAAUCCUGACCGAGAAGCAUCUGCGCCAUGUGCAGCGACAGAGCAGGCGGUGUUUGUUCCGCAACGAGCUGAAACUGCGCUGGUUUGCCCACUACACUCAGAGAAACUGCGUGGCCGAGUGCCUGUCGGGCUGGCUAAUACGCCACUGCGGCUGCGUGGCCUUCUACAUGCCGCGAUUGAACCGCAACGACACCGUCUGCUCGCUGCGCCAGCGGGACUGUGUGGAGCUCAUCCGGUUCAGGACCAUUGUGGCCAUGGAGUCGUGUCUGGAGGAGUGCCUGCCCUCGUGCUUCGAUCUCACCUUCAGUGGCAUCGCCUACUCCACGCGGAUAUCGCGAAUGCCAUUGCACUUCGGCUGGAACUUCACCGACUCGUAUGUGGAGCGCAGCGUGGCCGUGGUCAAUAUGUACUUCAUGGAUCCCACUUUCAGGGCCCACAAGCAGACCGAGUUCAUUGGCUUCUCCGAUUUUUUGUCUUGCGUUGGCGGACUCAUGGGCCUGUUCCUGGGCUUCAGCUUCCUCUCCAUUGCCGAGUGCGUGUACUUUGCCCUCAUACGUCCCUGUCGCACUUGCUCGGAGAUGCGGCAACUCGGCCAGCAACAGGAUGUGAACCCAAAGAAGGUACAAAUCAGAUACAUUUCACCGGCCAAUUGGUUUCAGGCCGAACUGGCCCAUCAUCAGCAGCCGCACAGGCAGCACUUUAAUCCUGCUUAA